AUGGAAGCAAAGCUCUCUGAGGAAGAAGGAGCUCCGUCAGAGGAAAGUCAGAGGACGCAGGCCCAGGAGGAUGCCCGAGAUGCCCUGUCAAGUGCAGCAGAUGUACAGGAGACAGCUGGGGAAUUCCAGGGGUUGUCUUUGGAAAAAGUCAAGAAUGAAGAUGCUGAAGGACACUUUGGAGAUGGAGAUGGAUCACAGAGGCAGGAGGGAAGCCAGGCAGCUGGGGAUGGUCAGAGGAAUGAGGAGGAUGAGGAACUGCAUCCUCUAUCACCAGAUGAAGUCAAGAAUGAAGAUUUGAGAGGAAACUUCAGACACAAAGUUGGACCUAAGAAACAGAAAAGAAGCCACAUCGUCCAGAAGAUGGGUAAACCCAUUCCUUUCCAAGGGGGGGAUUCCCAAGAAGUAAUUCACACAGUGAAGAAAACAUACAAGUGCUUGGCAUGUGGAAUGAACUUCUCAGAUCAACCCCAGUAUAAUGUGCAUUUACGAAUGCACAGUGGAAAGAAGACCCAUCGAUGGCUGGAGUGUGGAAAGACCAUGAUUCGGGAGAAGCCGAUUGAAUUAUCAGAUUUUGUGAAGAGAUUCAGUCGCAGGGGCACUCAUCAUGUUAGAACCUACACAGGGGAUAAGACUUUUGAAUGCUCAGAGUGUGGGAAGAAAUUUAGUCACAGUAGCAAUCUUCAAAAACAUCUAAGAAUCCACACCGGGGAAAAGCCUUUUGAAUGCUCAGAGUGUCAUAAGAGAUUCAGUCAGAGUAGCCAUCUUCACACUCAUCUAAGAACCCACACAGGGGAGAAACCUUUUAAAUGCUCAGAGUGUCAGAAGAGAUACAGUGACGGUAGCAGUCUUCAAAAACAUCUUAGAACCCACACAGGGGAGAAACCUUUUGAAUGUUCAGAGUGUCAGAAGAGAUUCAGUGACGGUGGCGGUCUUAAAAAACAUCUUAGAACCCACACAGGGGAGAAGCCUUUUGAAUGCUCAGAGUGUCAGAAGAGAUUCAGUGAUGGUAGCGGUCUUCACAAACAUUUUAGAACCCACACAGGGGAGAAACCUUUUGAAUGCUUAGAGUGUCAGAAGAGAUUCAGUGGCAGUAGCAGUCUUCAAAAACAUUUUAGAACCCACACAGGGGAGAAGCCUUUUGAAUGCUCAGAGUGUGGGAAGAGAUUCAGUCAGAGUAGCACUCUUCAAAAUCAUGUAAGAACCCACAGAGUGGAUAAGCCUUUUAAAUGCUCAGAGUGUGGGAAGAGAUUCACUCAGAGUAGCACUCUUCAAACUCAUCUUAGAACCCACACAGGGGAGAAACCUUUUGAAUGCUCCGAGUGUGGAAAGAGAUUCAGUCAGAGUAGCACUCUUCAAAAUCAUGUAAGAACCCACAGAGCGGAUAAGCCUUUUGAAUGUUCAGAGUGUGGGAAGAGAUUCAAUCACAGUGGCAGACUUCAAGAACAACUAAGAACCCACAGAGGGGAUAAAGAAUCCUCUGGGAAUGGCAAAGAGCAGUGCUCCCAGUGGACGUGGUCAGAAUACGGCGUGGCUGUCUCUAAUGUCCCGGCGCGGCGGAGCCAAUCGGACAUAGCCGGAGCCGGGGGAGAGCAGACUCGUGCGCCGGAAGAAGCAGCCGCCCGCCGGAGGCAUCAGAGGAGAGGAGAGACGUCCCGCUGA
Gekko japonicus is the source of this 1659-nucleotide messenger RNA. Its product is annotated as zinc finger protein OZF-like. The record is from RefSeq and is a predicted model, not a curated record. Lineage: Eukaryota; Metazoa; Chordata; Lepidosauria; Squamata; Gekkonidae. Gene Ontology annotation, biological process: regulation of transcription by RNA polymerase II. Gene Ontology annotation, molecular function: RNA polymerase II cis-regulatory region sequence-specific DNA binding; DNA-binding transcription factor activity, RNA polymerase II-specific. The transcript has 5 exons. The coding region runs from base 1 to 1659 and encodes 552 amino acids.